CAAACAUUCUAACUUUGAUAGAGUGUUUGUUCAAAAUGGAGCCAGCAAAUUUAAGAGGAAGUAGUUUGAGAGAAAGUAUUAUUGGAAAUAGUAUGAGAGGGAGCUUAAGUUUAAAGAUGAAUAGUAUUAAUAACACUAUGUGGACGAACAAUGGUGUGGAGAUUUUUAGUCGUUCGUCAAGGGUUGAAGACGACGAAGAGGCUCUUAAAUGGGCAGCACUCGAAAAACUUCCAACGUUCGAUCGUUUAAGAAAAGGUCUCUUGUUUGGAUCCCAAGGUGCAUCUGCUGAAAUUGAUAUACAUGAUCUUGGUUUUCAAGAUAGAAAGAAGUUGCUUGAAAGGCUUGUGAAAGUUGCAGAUGAAGAUAAUGAGAAGUUCUUGUUGAAACUCAGGCAAAGAAUUGAUCGAGUUGGGAUAGAUUUGCCAUCAAUAGAAGUAAGAUACGAGCAUCUAAAUAUUGAGGCAGAUGCAUAUAUAGGAAGCAGAGCUUUGCCUACAUUUACCAACUUCAUGACUAAUUUUCUUGAGACAAUGUUGAACUCUCUCCAUAUCCUACCGAGUCGAAAGAGGAAACUCACUAUCCUUAAUGAUGUGAGUGGUAUCAUUAAGCCUUGCAGAAUGACUUUGCUUUUAGGACCUCCAAGUUCUGGCAAAACUACUCUAUUAUUAGCUUUGGCCGGAAAGCUUGACCCUGCCCUUAAGGUUAAUGGGAAAGUGACCUAUAAUGGACAUGAAAUGAAUGAAUUUGUGCCACAAAGAACUGCUGCUUAUAUUAGCCAGUAUGAUCUACACAUUGGAGAGAUGACUGUGAGAGAAACCUUGGAAUUCUCAGCCAGGUGCCAGGGAGUUGGCUCUCAUUAUGAGAUGUUGGUUGAACUGUCAAGAAGAGAGAAAGCAGCUAAAAUCAAGCCAGAUCCUGAUAUUGAUAUCUUCAUGAAGGCAGCGGCAACAGAGGGAGAAAAUGCCAAUUUUGUUACAGAUUAUGUUCUUAAACUUUUGGGGCUGGAUAUUUGUUCAGAUACUAUGGUGGGAGAUGAAAUGAUAAGAGGUAUUUCAGGAGGACAAAAGAAGCGUGUGACAACAGGUGAAAUGCUCGUUGGACCAUCAAAGGCAUUUUUCAUGGAUGAAAUCUCAACUGGAUUGGAUAGUUCCACCACUUACUCGAUUGUAAACUCGAUAAGGCAAUCUAUACAAAUCUUGAACGGAACUGCUGUGAUAUCUCUCUUGCAGCCAACACCUGAGACGUAUAACUUGUUUGACGAUAUUAUUCUGCUAUCGGAAGGGAAAAUUGUCUAUCAAGGCCCUCGAGAGGAUGUACUUAGCUUCUUCGAGUCCAUGGGUUUCAAAUGCCCAAAAAGAAAAGGCGUGGCCGACUUCUUGCAAGAAGUAACAUCCAAGAAGGAUCAACCGCAACACUGGGUAAGGAGGGAUGAGACUUACAGGUUUAUCACGUCGAAAGAAUUUUCUGAGGCAUAUCAAUCAUUCCAUGUUGGAAGGAAACUCGGGGAUGAGCUUGCAGCUUUAUAUGACAAAAGCAAAAGCCAUCCAGCAGCUUUAACAACUCAGAAAUAUGGUAUAGGGAAGAAACAACUCCUAAAGUUCUGCACUGAAAGAGAAUUAUUGCUAAUGAAGAGGAACUCGUUUGUUUACAUCUUUAAGUUCACUCAGCUUUCAAUUAUGUCACUCGUGACAAUGACCCUCUUUUUUCGAACUAAGAUGCCACGCGAUACUGUGGAAGAUGGAGGAAAAUAUGCUGGUGCACUCUUUUUUGCUGUCACUAUGAUUAUGUUUAACGGAAUGUCUGAGAUCGCCUUGACAAUUUACAAGCUUCCUGUCUUCUACAAGCAAAGAGACCUUCUCUUUUUCCCUUCAUGGGCUUAUGCAAUGCCCUCAUGGAUACUCAAAAUCCCUGUAACAAUUCUUGAAGUUGGCAUUUGGGUGUUCCUCACUUACUAUGUCAUCGGAUUUGAUCCGAGCCCUACAAGAUUGUUCAAGCAUUUCCUGCUACUCAUAUUUGUAAACCUGAUGGCAUCUGGAUUGUUUCGUUUCAUUGGGGCAGCUGGAAGGACCAUGGGAGUUGCUAAUACAUUUGGAACAUUUUUUCUACUUUUACAAUUCGCUUUGGGUGGAUUUGUUCUUUCACGAGAUAAUGUGAAGAAAUGGUGGCUAUGGGGUUAUUGGUCUUCACCGAUGAUGUAUUCCAUGAAUUCAAUUCUUGUAAAUGAAUUUGAUGGGAAAAGGUGGAAACAGAAUGCACCAAUUGGAAUUGAGCCACUUGGAGUUGCAGUUGUAAGAUCGCGAGGGUUCUUCCCAUAUGCAUACUGGUACUGGAUAGGUAUCGGCGCACUUAUUGGAUUCACAAUCGUCUUUAACAUCUGCUACAAUUUUGCACUCGCUUGUCUAAACCCAUUUGAUAAGCCACAAGCUAUGAUACUGGAAGACAGUGAAGAUGCCAAAACAACUACCACUGAGAAAGAAGUGUCCAAUAGCGAGGGUCAGAAUAAGAAAAAAGGAAUGGUUCUUCCAUUUGAACCACAUUCCAUUACCUUCGAUGAAGUUACAUACUCUGUUAACAUGCCUCAGGAAAUGAAAUAUCAAGGUGUCACUGAAGAUAGAUUAGUACUUCUAAAGGGUGUAAGUGGAGCAUUCAGGCCUGGUGUUUUGACAGCUUUGAUGGGAGUUAGUGGCGCUGGAAAAACAACGUUGAUGGACGUAUUGGCUGGAAGAAAAACAGGAGGAUAUAUUGAGGGUAAUAUCAAGAUUUCUGGCUAUCCUAAAACGCAAGAAACUUUUGCACGCAUAUCUGGAUACUGUGAGCAGAAUGAUAUCCACUCACCUUAUGUUACAGUUCAUGAGUCAUUAGUAUACUCAUCUUGGCUGCGUAUACCUCACGAUGUAGAUGAAAAGACCAGAAAGAUAUUUGUUGAGGAAGUUAUGGACCUUGUGGAGCUUACACCAUUAAGAUCAGCCUUAGUUGGUUUGCCAGGAGUCAACGGUCUCUCAACCGAGCAACGCAAAAGGUUGACCAUUGCAGUGGAACUAGUGGCAAACCCCUCUAUCAUUUUCAUGGAUGAACCAACUUCGGGGCUGGAUGCAAGGGCUGCUGCAAUUGUGAUGAGAACUGUUAGGAACACUGUUGAUACUGGAAGAACCGUUGUUUGUACCAUCCAUCAACCUAGUAUUGACAUUUUUGAAGCCUUUGAUGAGCUAUUUCUAAUGAAACGAGGAGGACAAGAGAUUUAUGUUGGUCCAUUGGGUCACCAUUCUUGCGAUUUGAUCAGAUAUUUUGAGUCAAUUCCUGGGGUAAGUAAAAUACAAGAAGGCUAUAAUCCAGCAACUUGGAUGCUAGAAGUCACAACCCCGGCUCAGGAAAUGAUGUUGGGGGUUGAUUUUGCUGAUUUAUACAAGAAAUCAAAUGCUUACACGAGGAAUAAAGCGUUGAUUACUGAACUGAGCGUGCCUUGCCCCGGUACAAAAGACCUGCAUUUCAAAAAUCAAUACUCACAGCCAUUUUGGACCCAAUGUAUGGCUUGCCUUUGGAAGCAACACUGGUCAUACUGGCGUAAUCCUACUUAUACUGCGGUCAGAUUUCUGUUUACAAUCUUCAUCGCCUUGUCCAUCGGGACAAUAUUCUGGGAUCUUGGUACUAAAGUAGGUAAGAGCCAAGAUCUAUUUAACGCUAUGGGAUCAAUGUACGCUCCUGUUUUCUUCAUUGGUUUUAAAAAUGCGGCAUCAGUGAUGCCUGUUGUAGCCAUUGAGCGUACAGUAUUUUAUAGAGAAAGAGCUGCUGGAAUGUAUUCUGGAAUUCCUUAUGCCUUUGGACAAGUUUUUAUUGAAAUGCCGUAUGUAUUUAUGCAAGCUAUUUUCUUUGGUGUUAUUGUUUAUGCCAUGAUUGGAUUUGAAUGGACAGUAGGCAAGUUCUUUUGGUACUUGUUCAUCAUGUAUUUCACUCUCUUAUACUUCACCUUCUAUGGUAUGAUGACCGUUGCUAUUACCCCUAAUCUAAAUGUCGCACAAAUUGUCUCUAUCUUCUGCUAUGCCAUGUGGAAUCUUUUCUCAGGAUUCGUUGUUCCACGACCUCUUAUGCCCAUAUGGUGGAGAUGGUACUAUUGGGCUAAUCCUGUUGCCUGGACAUUGUAUGGUUUGCUUGCAUCACAAUUCGGGGACCUCCAAAACAAACUUACUAAUGACGAAACUGUGGAGCAAUUCUUGAGACGUUACUUCGGUUUCAAGCAUGAUUUUCUUGGAGUAGUUGCAGUUGUGAUUGUUGCAUAUGUUGUAGUUUUUGCCUUCACAUUUGCUUUAGCUAUUAAGACAUUCAACUUCCAGAAAAGAUGAAAGAGUUUACCUGUUGAAGAUCUAUAUGAGGAAAAUUGAAGAAGAGAUUGAUCAUAAAACUAUUGUAUACGGGUCUUUAAGAAGUAUAUGUUCUCUACUACGACA
This is a messenger RNA of Lycium ferocissimum, 4442 nucleotides long. Its product is annotated as pleiotropic drug resistance protein 1-like. Lineage: Eukaryota; Viridiplantae; Streptophyta; Magnoliopsida; Solanales; Solanaceae. Gene Ontology annotation, molecular function: ABC-type transporter activity; ATP hydrolysis activity; ATP binding. The transcript is spliced from 19 exons. The record is from RefSeq and is a predicted model, not a curated record. Bases 36 to 4337 code for a protein of 1433 amino acids. Gene Ontology annotation, cellular component: membrane.